AUUUCAGCAAAGUUCAACAGAAAAACAAAACGUUCUUAGCAAUAGCCAGUGGCUCCUCUCUGUCUCUCCGGAAAUUUCCAUGCUAUCGAAUUCGAACGGAAUUAGGGUUUGGAAUCUGUAAUCGGAGUGGAAAUCAAUUCAUGAAGCCAAUAAGGCUACCGGAACCCCCGAGUCCCACCAUGGGAGUACCGGAGAUCUUCGAAAACGGCGCGUACAGUGUCAUUCGCCGUGCCGUCGUCAUCGGCAACGGAUUUCCCGGUUCAGAAAACCAGAGCCUCGGCUUAGUUCGUGCUCUUGGCCUCUAUGAUAAGCACGUCUUAUUUAGAGUGACGAGACCAAGAGGAGGCAUAAAUGAGUGGUUGCAUUGGCUACCGAUUUCUCUCCACAAGUUGUUGUACUACAUCAUAAGGCGGAUAUAUAGUUAUUUGCGGUUAAUAGCGUCGCGGCGGAGGAGACUUUCACCUCUGCCGUCGGAGAAAGGUCGCAAUGUGGGCUUGUCGUCAAUUUUAGAAGCUGAUUCGAAGCGGAUUGUGAAUAUGGCACGAGAAAGUUAUGAGAAGGAUGGCCCUUUAUUGGUAGUUGCAUCUGGAAGAGAUACAAUUUCUGUUGCAAGCUCUAUAAAACGUUUAGCAUCAGAAAAAGUUUUCCUUGUUCAGAUUCAACAUCCAAGGUCAGACUUGAGUAGGUUUGACUUGGUUGUCACACCUCAUCACGAUUAUUAUCCUUUGACUCCCCAAGCACAAGAACAAGUUCCUCGAUUUCUUCAGAGGUGGAUAACUCCACGCGAACCUCCUGAUGAGCAUGUGGUUCUUACCGUGGGAGCCUUACAUCAAAUUGAUUUUGCUGCGUUACGCAGUGCAGCUAGUACAUGGCAUGACGAGUUUGCACCUUUGCCAAAGCCUUUGCUGGUGGUUAACAUUGGAGGGCCUUCAUGUCACUGUCGUUAUGGAACGGACCUAGCGAAGCAGUUAUGUACCUUUGUGACUAACGUGCUUGUGAGCUGCGGGAGUGUCAGAAUAUUUUUCUCAAAUAGGACACCUGAGAAGGUUUCAAACAUAAUAAUCAAAGAACUUGCAAAUAAUCCAAAAGUUUACAUCUGGGAUGGUGAAGAGCCAAAUCCAUAUAUGGGACAUUUAGCUUGGGGAGACGCAUUUGUUGUCACAGCAGAUUCAGUCAGUAUGAUAAGUGAGGCUUGCAGUACUGGGAAACCUGUUUAUGUGAUGGGAUCUGAACGUUGCACAUGGAAGUUGGCUGACUUCCAUAAAUCUUUGAGUGAGCGAGGAGUGGUUCGACCAUUUACAGGAUCUGAGGAUAUUUCAGAAAGCUGGAGCUACCCACCUCUAAAUGACACUGCUGAAGUUGCUCGUCGAGUUCAUGAAGUGCUUGCUGAAAGAGGAUUGAGAGUGCGGCCAUAAAACUUGUUUAUAGUUGUUAUUCUUGAAAGACGUUUUUGUUUUGAAAGGGAAGGGAAAUUCGGUUUGUUCGAUAUUACUUUUAGGAAUUCCAACUGCAAAGCAUUGAUACAUGUUAAAAUUGGUUUCUUUUACCUAUGGGAGUUUUGGGAUAUACAUGUAAAAAAUAAAGGCAAACUCAUCUAGUGCGGCUUGUAAUUUAGGAAUAGCAUCCUUUCCUCUUGUGCAGCAUUAUUUAAAGUCCUUUCAGUUUUGGCACCCAUUUUACGUUGUGAAAAUAAAUUUCCCACUGUAUUCUUUGUUUUUCUGAAAGGUGUAAAUUGAAUAGCGAUUGAUUUAUACAGAGGAAAACCCCUCUCUAAUGAGAUGAAUUUCGACCAA
Molecule: messenger RNA, 1793 nt
Organism: Populus trichocarpa (black cottonwood)
Lineage: Eukaryota; Viridiplantae; Streptophyta; Magnoliopsida; Malpighiales; Salicaceae
Product: mitochondrial fission protein ELM1
Exons: 10
Coding region: 141-1415 (424 amino acids)
Biological process (GO): mitochondrial fission
Cellular component (GO): mitochondrial outer membrane
Source: RefSeq, a predicted model, not a curated record